Messenger RNA from Etheostoma cragini (Arkansas darter), 1489 nucleotides. RefSeq names its product claudin-19. Lineage: Eukaryota; Metazoa; Chordata; Actinopteri; Perciformes; Percidae. The transcript has 4 exons. Bases 165 to 773 code for a protein of 202 amino acids. Gene Ontology annotation, biological process: bicellular tight junction assembly; cell adhesion. Gene Ontology annotation, molecular function: structural molecule activity. Gene Ontology annotation, cellular component: bicellular tight junction; plasma membrane. The record is from RefSeq and is a predicted model, not a curated record.
GCGUGGAGCAUACUGUAUAACGGUUUGUAAUAGCAGGCAAUUGGCUUCAACGACCUCUGCUCGCGUUUAGUUUUUUUUUUAUUUUCUCUCUGCUAAGUUUCCAAACAAGUUCUCAGACUUUUUAAUUCAUUGAUUCUUUGCCGCUCUGCUGUUAUCUGGAUGACAUGGCCAGCUCGGGACUUCAGCUCCUCGGUUACUUCCUCUCACUGAUCGGUCUCGCGGCCACUGUUGCCGCUACUUUGAUGGUUCAAUGGAAGAAGCAGUACCAGGGCAAAACUUACCGCAUCUAUGACGGCUUGUGGAUGAGUUGCGGUGGCGAUGAGAGAACAACCUGUGAAUUUCAUCAGUACCUCCUGAAGCUGCCAUCUGAGGUCCAGGCUACUAGGGCCGUGAUGCUGGUCUCCAUCUUCCUCUCCUCUGUGGCGCUGAUGGUCUCCACCGUGGGAAUGAAGUGCACCCGCUUCAUGGAUGACAAAGCUGAGGCCAAAUCCACAGUAGCUAUGAUUGGAGGAAUCAUGUUCGUGGUUGCAGGUUUAUUGACCAUCACCAUGACCUCCUUGUAUGUCAAAAUGAUUGUCAAGAUAUCCUAUGAAUCCCAUAGCCUGCAGAGUGCUGAGUUUGGUAAUGCCGUCUUUGUCAGCUGGGCUGGCGGCUUCUUCACUACAGCUGGAGGGGCUUUCCUCAGCUGUCGGAGAUGCUCGAAGGCCCAGGCCGGGUCCAUCAGCUCCAACCACCUCCUCCCCACCACCCAACCUAAGUCAAACUACGUCUAGUGGAGGAGAGCAGGGGAGAGGCCUUGAUACAGUAAUUUCAGCUGUGAUUUUACAAAGUUGUGUUUUUUUACGAUGUGGAAAAGUCCCACUGCAUGAUUCCAAAUACUACAUAUCGAACAUGAACACAGUCACCAGGAUCAGGAUUACACGCAUGAUCAGGCUGUUUGUGCAGACUUUAAAUUCAGGUUCAUAGCUUGAGCUUUUCUAUUUUAACACAACACUUGUGUUUGUUUGUUAUGGCGUCAGUCAGUGCCGUAGUUUCUGCUGCUCUCAGCUGUUUAUUUUUUCAUUCAGAGAAAUAAAAGUGAGAAUUACAUUUUUUAAUAAUUGAAAAAGUGCUAACUACAUAUUUGAGCAUACAUUCUCUCAGGUCUAUAGACCUGAAAGAAUGUAGGCUUAACUAUGUAAAUGUCCUGAACUUUGUCAACUUGUUUGUGUAAGUAAACUUACUCUUCAUAACUAGCAAUGAAGAAAACCUUAAUUUAAUAGUUUAUUCAGACAUAAAGUUUUGACACUCUGUUGCCAAGAUUUCUGUACAUUUUAUUGCUCUUCAAAUUCCCUCUGCUGUUAUUAUAAUGUUUCUUGUGUGUUUUAAAUAUAUGACUAAAGUUUUAUAUUCUUGUGUUAUUUUCAUCUAAUUUUUUAAAUUGUUAUCCAACACAUUAUGUGGCAGUUUGAAAGAUAUUUUGAAAUAAAUGAAAUGUUAUGGUUUUCUU